This is a messenger RNA of Phycomyces blakesleeanus NRRL 1555(-), 1479 nucleotides long. RefSeq lists its product as hypothetical. The coding region runs from base 19 to 1401 and encodes 460 amino acids. The record is from RefSeq and is a predicted model, not a curated record. NCBI's taxonomy places the organism in Eukaryota, Fungi, Mucoromycota, Mucoromycetes, Mucorales, Phycomycetaceae. Gene Ontology annotation, molecular function: N,N-dimethylaniline monooxygenase activity; NADP binding; flavin adenine dinucleotide binding. The transcript is spliced from 3 exons.
GUAGACUCCACCCUUAUCAUGGCCCAACUUCCAAAAAUUUCACGCGUAGCUAUCAUUGGAGCUGGCCCAGGAGGUCUUGCAGCUGCAAAGGCUUUACGAGACGAAAAUGCAUUUGAGAAUAUAACAGUGUUUGAACGUAAUAAUCAAGUUGGAGGCACAUGGAUCUACUCUCCUAAUGUGAAUGCCUCACCUGCCAUUCCUUCGGUCAAUGCUUUGGAAGUUGACCCUCCAGGACAGCAAAAAAAUGAUCACGUCCAAGGCUCAGCAAUCUAUUCCCAUCUCAACACCAAUCUCCCUACACCUGUAAUGGGGUACCGUGAUUUUCCAUUCCCAAAGAACACCCCUCUUUUUCCUUCUCAUGAGCAUGUCUUGAAAUAUAUUCAAUCCUUUGCUGACAAGAACCAGCUUAAGCCAAUGAUUAGAUUUAGUACGAGUGUAGUACAAGCUGAAUAUCUGCAAGAACAAAAGGUUUGGCGCCUUUCCUUGUCAGAGCAAUCGCAAGGAUCUUCACUCCGAAAAGAAUACACAGAAUAUUUUGAUGCUCUUGUAGUUGCCAACGGCCAUUAUUCUGUUCCCUAUAUACCUGACAUUGAGGGCUUAAAAGAAGUUGCAGCCAGUAGUAUCAAGAAUAACAUAAAAAUUCAACAUUCUCGAGAUUAUCGAGAGCCAAAUGAAUUCAAGGACAAGACUAUUCUGGUAAUCGGGGGUGGGCCAUCCGCUUUAGAUAUCGUCCGCGAGUCUUCUGCUACAGCCAAAAAAAUUUACCAUGCUGUAAGAACAGAGAACAAACUAUCCGCAAGAGCUCUUGAAAAUCAAGCUCCUAAUUGUCAUCGGGUCACUCCCCCAAAAAGAUUCAUUGCCGAAACAGGAGGGCGUUCCAAGGUGGAAUGCGUCGAUGGAAAGCUAUUAGAGGACAUCGAUGUUGUAGUAUUUGCUACUGGAUAUCUUUAUAGCUUCCCAUUCUUGCCCUUCGAGAAAAACAAUUUGAUUAUAGACGGUCAAAAAGUAUUGCAUCUCUACCGUUUCUUGUUUUACAUCCCAAACCCUACAUUGGCAUUUAUCGGGCUCCCUAUCAAGGUAGUCCCGCUUCCAUUAUCUCAGUCUCAAGCGGUUGUUAUUGCCCGGGUCUGGAGUGGAAAGGCAAGAUUGCCUUCUGAAGAGCAGAUGCGAGAGGACGAUCGAGAAAGGCAAGAAAGCAAUAACAGAAAAGACAUUGUAUUGUCCCAAGAAGAGGAAUUGUCCUACGCCGAUCAUUUGGGUGCAUGGGCAGAAGGUUGGGAAGGAGGCGAUGAUUUGAGUGGCUGGUCUUCGGCAAAUGUAGUUACUGGACCUCUUUCUCAAGAUUGGAAGCAAAUGCGAAAGACGUGGGUGGACCUUAGAAAGGAGCACCUAGGUUAUUGAUUUUCACCUAUUGUUUAGAUUAUUAUUAUAUAUAUACACAGGCUUCCUCCCCAAUAUAUUAUCGUUUGUUGCUUUGUU